AUGUUUCCAACAUUCAAAUAUUGUGCAAUAGACUAUUUACAUGAGAAUGUAAUUAGAGAGAAGUUUCGCAGAGACGCUUUAUUUCUUCGAAUCCCUUCAUGUUUACAUCAAGAAGACAAUUAUCAUGUAAGAGUCACUGAUGAUAAAUUUAGGAGGCCAUGGACAAGAGUCUCAGCUGUUUCAGUUUCGGGAAUGACGGGUAUCUCAGUCUCGGACCAAUGGAAAGCAAGUCUCUCUGUGGAGGAUUUCCUUGAGAAAAAAACAGUUACAGGAAUGAUGACCCAGUUUAACUGUGAAUUUGAGGAAAUUGUUCCAAGUUCAAACCCAAACUCCCAAACUGAAGUAGAGGAAGUCAGCUUACAUACCCAUAAGGACUACAGUGAAGCCUUUACACUUGUCAGCUGCUUAGAAAAGUGUCCAGCGCUUCAAAAACAGGAGCAAGAUUUCUUGAUUGAUGCUGAAGAAAUAAUUUUUGUAAAUAAUCUGAUGGCCUAUAAAAGCCAGCUGCCAACUGUGCGUACUCUGUUGAGUAGGCUAAAGCAAUAUUUAGUAAAAGAUCCUUUGUUAGAUUUCAAAGGACAGAUCUUCAAAGACACUAAUUUUUUCAGGGAGAGUUUCUCUUUUCAAGGAGAUUUGAAAGAUUUUGUGAAAGAAGAUUUCUGUAUGGAUAAGGAAAACUUUUUUCCAGAGAAGCUAGAAGACACAGUAGGUUUAAAUGAAGCUGUAAUGUUUGCUUUCAGUAAUUUUAAAAUAGAAUGUGAAUUCUUAAUGCCUACAAGCCUCAAACAAGAAGUUGAUAUUCCAUCACUCUCAGAAAUAAAGGAGUCAUCAAACUUAAUACCAGAAACAAUAAAUUAUGUAGAUGAAAAUGAAAAGCUUUUUAAAAGAGAUCUUACUACGAAGUAUGGAAUAGAUACUGAGGAUAUGAAAUGCAGCUCCACAGAAAAUUUGGCCAUUCAAAGCCAAUGUGAACCAGAGUGCAGUGAACCAGUAGAGUUAGCAAUGCCAUUAACUCAUCUACACUUAACAAACCAACAUGCUUCAGUGAAUUCAUUAUGUACAGAACUUCAGACAUUUCCAUCUUCUCCUGUUUGUGAAAUUAGUUUGCCUACUGCUGAAGAAUCAGCUAACAAACACCGUAUGAUGUGGCAAUCAGAAAGCUGCAGAAACUCUUUGAAUCCAUUUUUGCUUAAUGCACCAAGAACUGAAGAUCCCAACAGUCAACAUUCGGUUGCAGAGUUGAAACUCUAUUCUGUUAGAGAAGAAAAUCUUAUGGUUAAUCCUGAAAGCACGGAGGGAUGGAAACAAGCAGAACUAAAUCUGACUGUGACAGAAACUUUGGAGCAUCUGAAUACAUGUUUGUAUCAUAAUAAUCUAUGUUCUGAUGAUGAUGAUCUGGAGAUAUUUUUGCCUACAAACGCACUUCAGUUAGAAUCAUGUUUAGAGCAAGAAAGUUAUUCCUCACCUAGUAAACUUAUUAAUGAGAAAUCUACAAAUGAUCAUUUAUCACCUCCACAAAAGACUCCAUCUCUGGUAAAAGACGUACCAGACCUGGAUUUUUCUGAUGAAUAUGUCUCUGCUAAAAGACCAAGGAAAGAAGAAAAACCAAAGAAUGACUUAGAACUAGGUCACAGAGUAAUCCAAAAUAAAGAAAAGACAGGUUACUUGGACUGCACGGUACCACCUGUUGAAUCAUCUUUCUCUUCAAAAACUGAAGAAGAAACUUCUCAACGCAGUAAAAAGCUAGAGAGUAAUUUGGAUCUUUUGAGCGACUUUAUUAUGCUGCGAAAUAAAUGUAACACUUACAUCUCAAAGACUGAAGUCACAGACGAUGAUGGAAAAGAUGAUAAAGAAGAACGUUCUUUGACUCUUCAAGAAGAAAGUCCUAUUGUUUGUACUAACAAAACCCUAGACAAAGUAAAUCAGGAAAGGAGAGCAGAUAAUGUCAUUGAAAUUCCAGCUUCAGAUAGCCAGUGCCAAGCAUACUGUCUCCUAGAAGCAGCAGCUUCUCCUAUCUUAAAAAAACUUGUAUGCCUCUGUACUCUCCCUGCUGCUAAUUGGACUUUUGCCACUGUCAUUUUUGACCAGACAAGGUUUCUCUUAAAAGAACAAGAAAAAGUAAUAAAUGAUGCUAUUCACCAAGGUACAAAUGAUGAAAGAGAAAUGACCUUCAAGUAUGCUGCUCUCUUGCACCUUUUGGUAACAGUUAGAGAUGUCCUUUUAACAUGUAGCUUGGACACAGCAUUGGGAUAUUUGUCCAAUGCAAAAGAUAUCUACAAAAGCAUUUUAGGCUCCUGUUUGGAUGACGUUUGGAGACAACUAGAGAUUGUACAGUUUAUUCGGGAAAAAAAGCCUGAAACCAACUACAAGAUACAAGAAUUGAAAUCUCAGAUACUAAAUUGGAUGCAAAGUGAACAGCUAAUUAAGGUGCUGAUUAUAAUAAGAAUGGACUCAGAUGGUGAAAAACAUUCACUUGUAAAAAUCCUUAACAAAAUAGAAGGUUUGACACUCACUGUCUUACAUUCAAACAAAAGAAAAGAUUUUCUGGAAUCAGAAGGUGUUUUAAAUGGUACAAGUUUCUGUGUAGUUGUGCACAAUCAAUAUAUUGGAGCGGAUUUCCCCUGGAGUUAUUUCUCAUUUGUGGUGGAAUAUAAUUUUGUAGAACACUCCUGUUGGACUGGACACUGUGAAAAACUGAAUAUUCCUUACAUGGCCUUUAAAGUGAUUCUUCCAGACACAGUUUUAAAGAAAAGCACCUUGCCGGAUAGUUUUGGUGGUUUUCUUUUGGAAAUUCAAAUUCCAUAUGUAUUUUUUGCAUCUGAAGGACUUCUUAAUACUCCAGAAAUACUUCAGUUGCUGGAAUCCAACUAUAAUAUUACACUAGUGGAGAGAUCCUGCAGUGAGUCAUUGAAACUCUUUGGAGGUACAGAGCAUUACGUGGUAGUGACAGUUGAUGAGCACACAACCAUAAUUUUGCAGGACCUAGAAGAAUUAAAUUGUGAGAAGGCAUCAGACAAUAUCGUUAUGAGACUGAUGGCAUUAUCAUUCCAGUACAGCUAUUGUUGGAUGAUCUUUUAUGCCAAAAAACCAUUGAACUCAGAGUACUAUCUUACAGAAAAGGCACUUCAUCACCUAGCACUGAUAUAUGCAGCUUUGGUUUCAUCUGGGCUAAAAUCAGAAGAACUGGAUGUAAAGCUUGUAAUUUCCCCAGGAGUGGAAGAGACUGCAUUGAUAAUUCGACAAAUCGCUGACCACAAUUUAAUGACCUCGAAGAGAGACCCUCAUGAAUGGUUGGAUAAAUCCUGGCUUGAAGUUUCACCAUCUAAGGAAGAAAUGUACCUACUUGAUUUUCCAAGUGUUAAUCCAUUGGUAGCUCAGCUCAUGUUAAAUAAAGGACCUUCACUGCACUGGAUAUUGUCAGCAACUCUUUGUCAACUUCAGGAACUCCUACCUGAAGUUCCAGAAAAAGUGUUAAAGCAUUUUUGUGGCAUCACUUCCUUAUUCAAGAUUAGUCCUUCCAUAACAAAAUCACCUCAAAUUUCAUCGCCUCAGGAAAAUAGGAAUCAGACUAGUACCUUUGCUCCUCAGAGUUCAGCUGCUGGCUCUUCAGAUUCUGUCUUUCAAGAACAUAAUGAACAUGACCAUUGUUCAGACUUACAAGAGACAGUGCAUGAAGACACAAACACUGCUUCAAAUUAUGGCUCUUCCCUUAUGGAACUAAAAGAGAUGCCAUGCAUUUUACCUCCUGUGACUUCCUACAAUCAGACCAGCUACUGGGAAGAGUCCAGUUGUAACCCUAACAUAGUGCAGAAUAAUUCCUUCCUGGCUAAUACAGAAUCAAGGAAUGUGUCUGGUAAUUCCUUUCUGAAUCAGAAUGAUUCAGAAUCAGAUGUCUUUUCUUUGGGUAUAACACAAAUGAAUUAUGAAACCAUAAUAUCACCAACUGACACUCAGAAGAGAGUUGCCCCUAAUUUUAUAAAUUAUCAGAAAAAGGGAACACAUGAAGCAAAAGGACCUAUAAAUAAAGAACUAUCUGCCCCUACCCUUCCGCUAGCGGGGUCUCAAUCUCCUUUUUGUUGGAACUUUAAGAAAAAUGUAUGGGAACAACAGAAUCAGUCAUUCAACUUACAGUAUGGUGCAGAGCAGACUCCGUGUGACAAAUGGUACUCUCUGAAAGACAGCUUAUUCACUAAUCAGCAAAAAUGUCUAUCAGAUGAGUUAGAAGGCUUCAUCUCUGAAAGUUCAAAUGCUGGGACUAAAAAGACCUUCUGGAGAGAAUUACCGUCUGUCCCCAGUUUGGAUUUAUUUUGUGCUUCUGACUCUAAUGUAAAUGAAAAAGAAUUCAACAAUCUUUAUUCCUACCAGAGAGCUGGAAAAUGUUUAGAACAGAAAAGGCACUUUGAAUCUUCAUCCAACUCAGGAGACAAGAAACCAUUAACAGAUUUCACGUGUUCACCACUACCACAAUUCAAAAAACGUCGUCUAGUGUAUGAAAAAGUCCCUGGUAGACUUGAUGGACAAACUCGUCUAAGAUUUUUUUGA
Molecule: messenger RNA, 4542 nt
Organism: Camelus dromedarius (Arabian camel)
Lineage: Eukaryota; Metazoa; Chordata; Mammalia; Artiodactyla; Camelidae
Gene: SHOC1
Product: shortage in chiasmata 1
Exons: 28
Coding region: 1-4542 (1513 amino acids)
Biological process (GO): resolution of meiotic recombination intermediates
Cellular component (GO): condensed nuclear chromosome
Molecular function (GO): ATP hydrolysis activity; single-stranded DNA binding
Source: RefSeq, a predicted model, not a curated record